Molecule: messenger RNA, 1436 nt
Organism: Lactuca saligna
Lineage: Eukaryota; Viridiplantae; Streptophyta; Magnoliopsida; Asterales; Asteraceae
Source: the annotation of a GenBank genome assembly
AUGAUGUGCUUUCAGUCAUCUUACUGCGCAGACAAGGAUGAAGUACCGGAAACUCCAACAAAUAUAAGCACGAUCAGGUCUUUCGGUUCUGGAUCUACAGAUCGUACUGCGUCUGGAUCGGAUUCAAAUUCCCAAACUUCCCUCGAGCCAAGAGCAAAAUUUAGAAAGAUCAGGUAUCCUAGCUUCUCAAAAAGAUCAAGUAUUCUCAGAGAGUUUAAAUUUUCCGAGCUCAAAUCCGCCACAAAGAACUUCGCCAUUACCUCAAAGCUUGGAGAAGGUGGAUUCGGUGCUGUCUACACCGGCAUCAUUAAGAAUCCUCGAGAUCCAACAAAAGAUCUCAAUGUGGCUGUGAAGCAACUUGGCAAAAGAGGAUUCCAGGGACACAAGGAGUGGGUGACAGAGGUGAAUGUUCUUGGGAUAGUUCAGCAUCCAAACCUUGUUAAAUUAGUCGGAUACUGUGCAGAAGAUCAUGAAAAAGGAAUCCAACGCCUUCUUGUAUACGAAUAUAUGCCCAACAGAUGUGUUGAAUUUCAUUUAUCUUCAAGAUCCGGAACAAUCCUUUCAUGGUUAACAAGAUUAAAGAUAGCUCAAGACACAGCUCGUGGAUUGGCUUACCUACAUGAAGGAAUGGACUUCCAGAUUAUAUUCAGAGAUUUCAAAUCUUCAAAUAUCCUUGUAGACGAUCAAUGGAACGCUAAGCUUUCAGAUUUUGGAAUGGCUCGAUUAGGUCCUAAAGAAGGAUAUUCCCACGUCACAACAGCGGUGGUAGGGACUAUGGGUUAUUCGGCUCCAGAAUACAUCCAAACGGGUCGACUGACAUCCAAGAAUGAUGUAUGGAGUUAUGGAGUGUUUCUUUACGAACUGAUAACGGGUAGGCGACCCAUGGAUCGAAACCGACCCGCGGGUGAGCAGAAGCUUCUAGAAUGGGUGAGACCUUUUCUAGAUGAUAAAAACUUUCCACUAAUAGUUGAUAGUAGACUCGAAGGAAAAUACUCAUUGAGAUCCGCUUUAAAGUUGUCAUUGAUUGCAAAUAAGUGUUUGUCAAGAGACCCUAAAUCAAGGCCCAAAAUGAGUGAGGUUUUGGAAAUGAUUAAUCAGCUUGUAGUUGUACAAUCAGAAAGUGUUCCUAGAUCACCUGUUAGUGGUGAAAAGACGUUUCAGGACAUGGGAAAUGAAGGUAACAAUAACAACAGUAAUAAUACAUCCUCCAUUGAUAUGAAGCUUGGAGAUUCUGCUUGGUUUUCUAGAAUAUGGACUUGGAAGCCUUUAAUAAGUUGUUGAUUUCUAGAAUACAUUGUAACUUUUUUUGAUCGAAUGUAUAAUGCAUGUAAUGUGUUAUGUGUUGGUGUUUGUAAUGUUUUUUAGUAUGCACAGUUUCUACAUAUUAUUUUCGCUAAAUUUUGAGAUGUUCGUCAAAAUAAUAAUGAUAAUAGAAG